Pollicipes pollicipes is the source of this 1056-nucleotide messenger RNA. It is a transcript of the gene geminin, whose product is annotated as geminin DNA replication inhibitor. Lineage: Eukaryota; Metazoa; Arthropoda; Thecostraca; Pollicipedomorpha; Pollicipedidae. Gene Ontology annotation, biological process: negative regulation of DNA replication; negative regulation of cell cycle. The record is from RefSeq and is a predicted model, not a curated record. The transcript has 6 exons. The coding region runs from base 221 to 784 and encodes 187 amino acids. Gene Ontology annotation, cellular component: nucleus.
UAGUCUCUCGAUGAUCAUUGUGCGACGUGUAUGGAACUAAUUAUGCUCAUCUGGUGCAAAGUGAACCACGUAUGUUGGGGUGAUAUUUCAAAAAGCCAGUCUAGGCUCAAACACCAAGAAAAUUAAUCCACUUUUCCAGAACCCCCAAAACAUUGCUGCACUGAAUUGCAUGCUUGAGCAUACUGAAUUCAGUUCAGUCUAGCUUACCAGUCUUGUCAACAUGAAGGAAGUCAAGGGUCAAAAUGAGAAUAUUUGUGUUGUAUCGGAAGGUAGUAAGAAAUCAAAACACAAGACAGGAAAUGAUGUGAAGUUACUGCAAAGACCACCACUUUCAUGCAAAACAAAUAAAUUGAAGUCCGGACAGCCAGCGCCUAAUGCACAGUCUUUACUAACCGUGGGACGCCAGAACGAUGAGAAAACAUCUGGGAAAAAGCUCGGGUUCGCCGUGUUCGAGGAUGAGUCGGCGGCGUGUGAGAGUGCGCCUGACGCCGCUCCGUCCGCGGCCAGCGCGUCCAUACAGACUGAGCGGCCCGGGCAGUACGACGCGGAGGUAGCGCGGGCCGACAUCUGCGCCGAGGUUCCGAGCGAACAGUACUGGCAGCGGCUGGCCGACAGCCGGCAGGAGGCGCUGCAGGAGACGCUGGAUGAAAAUCAGCAGCUGCACGAGAGGCUGGCGCAGCUGGAGGAGGAAAACAGGCUGCUGCGCGAAGCCCUGCAGCAGGCCGAAGAAGUCGUCGCCUGCGUCCAGGAGUGGUCUCAGGAGCAGGAGACGGGACCUCACUGACAAGACCCGUCGCCGGCGCCAUCUCGGUCCAAAUCCCAGGAGAACUCGUCACGUCGCAUCAAGGGUCUCGACGGCGACGAUGAGCCACCCACCGGAUCACUUCGUUCCCGACGAUUACAGGAGGCUGGCUGUGUUAGUGAUGACUCUUCCGGCGCGCGAACUGAGCGACUUUUAUUGUAAUUGACUCGUGUGUUCAUGCUCAGCUAACGUGGACGUUUUGUACUGUCGGCCCCUGUAGCGCGCCUGGAUGGUGAAUAAACCAUUGCUUUUUA